AUGUCGCCUGUCGUAAUCCAUCUCCGGUCUGAGACCAAGCCGCUAGAGCGUCGCUCUCCACUGUCACCUUCGACUGCUAAGGCUUUGCUCGACGCUGGCUACGUAGUUCGAGUGGAGGAAUCUCCGGACCGUAUCUACAAGAGCGAUGAGUUCAGAGCUGUGGGGGCUGAGAUUGUGCCUACUGGCUCUUGGGUCAAUGCACCCAAGGGCGACAUUAUCCUGGGAUUGAAGGAGAUUGAAGCAGAUGGAACACCGUUGCCUCACACCUACGUUCAUUUUGCUCACGUAUACAAAAACCAAACUGGCUGGGCUACUGAGCUGUCUCGCUUCUCAAACGCAGGUGGCUUGCUGUAUGACUUGGAGUUCCUCACGGACCAAGAUGGAAGACGAGUAGCUGCAUUCGGACAUUGGGCUGGAUAUGCCGGGACUGCACUGGCACUCCUAUCUUGGGCUCAUCAGCUGCUCAACCCUGGUGUACCCCAAGGCCCGGCUCCGGUUGUCGAAUCUGCCUCUGCUUUGACUGACCUUGUCAAGGCCAAGGUCGACGCUGCAAUUUCCGCCAACGACGGCGCGCAUCCUCGACUGAUCGUGAUCGGUGCCCUGGGACGCGUCGGCAAGGGCGCCGUUGCAGCAGCUGAGGCCAUCGGCGUUAGUGACAUUCUGAAAUGGGAUGUCGCCGAGACAAGCAAGGGCGGCCCGUUUGCCGAGAUCGCUGCGUCUGACAUCUUUGUGAACUGCGUAUACCUGGGCUCCAACAAGAUCCCGCCGUUCACAACUCUCGAAGCUCUCUCAACACCCGACAGACGACUCCGGGUCAUCUGCGACGUCAGUUGUGAAAACAGCGAGAACAAUCCCGUUCCAGUCUACUCCAGCUACAGUUCGUUCGAGAACCCGACUGUUCCUACCUCCGGGCACAUCGAUGGACCUGAGCUGCGCAUCAUCGCCAUCGAUAUCCUUCCUUCUAUGGUUGCACGUGAGUCAAGUGAUGAGUAUGCCUCGCAACUUCUGCCAAGUUUGUUGACUCUGGACCGCCGGGAUACUGAAGAGGUUUGGCGGCGAGCGGAACGAAUCUUUCACCAGAAGGUUGCAGAACUGCCCUAA
Fusarium mangiferae is the source of this 1101-nucleotide messenger RNA. Its product is annotated as putative saccharopine dehydrogenase (NAD, L-lysine-forming). The transcript is spliced from 3 exons. The coding region runs from base 1 to 1101 and encodes 366 amino acids. The record is from RefSeq and is a predicted model, not a curated record. Gene Ontology annotation, cellular component: cytoplasm. NCBI's taxonomy places the organism in Eukaryota, Fungi, Ascomycota, Sordariomycetes, Hypocreales, Nectriaceae. Gene Ontology annotation, molecular function: saccharopine dehydrogenase (NAD+, L-lysine-forming) activity.